GCAGCAGACCUAUAUAUAAAAGUCACACCUUAAGGGACUGCAGAGCAAUUCUCCAGUUCUCUCAAGUUGACUCCACUUUAACAUAGCAUCAGCUGCUAGUUCAUCUAAAGGAGGAUCUUGUCUGAAUUCAUCAUAUGUGAAGAUGAUGUCUGCAAAAGCCAUGGCUAAAGUCAUGAUUGUCAUGCUUGCGAUUUGUUUUCUUACAAAAGCAGAUGGGAAACCUAUUAAGAAGAGAUCUGUGAGUGAGAUACAGCUUAUGCACAACAUGAGCAAACAUCUGGCCACCAAGGCGAGGCUGGAAUGGCUGCUCAAGAAGCUACAAGAGGCACACAAUUUUAUUAGCCUUGGAAGCUCACUCACUAACAAAGAAGGUGGUUCUCAGAGGUCCUUCAAGAAGGAAGACAAUGUCCUUGUUGACAACUAUCAAAAAAGUCUUGGAGAAGCAGACAAAGCUGAUGUGGAUGUAUUAAUUAAAGCUAAAUCCCAGUGAAUAAAGAUGUGAUCAGGGUACUGCUUAGAUAGUGUAGGGCAACAAUGCUACAUGCUGCUUACUUUUCUAAGCUCUAAGACCAUCAAGUGCCAAUAUUUCUAAUCUUACCAAACUUUGCAUGUAAUUCAUUGCUAGACAUAAUGGCUGCAAUUUUAAUUGAUUGUUUUAUUCUACUUUUAUUCAUUUAAGAAAUCAUUAAUCUACUUUUAUUGUUUAUUCUUUUUAAAGUAUGUUAUUGCAAACUUAUAAAAGAAUAAAUUAUACUUUUUCACCUCUCUCAUAAUGCAAAAUAAAAAUUUAAUGAUUAUCAAUCUAA
Heterocephalus glaber (naked mole-rat) is the source of this 806-nucleotide messenger RNA. RefSeq names its product parathyroid hormone (gene Pth). The record is from RefSeq and is a predicted model, not a curated record. Gene Ontology annotation, biological process: intracellular calcium ion homeostasis; cell-cell signaling. NCBI's taxonomy places the organism in Eukaryota, Metazoa, Chordata, Mammalia, Rodentia, Bathyergidae. Gene Ontology annotation, cellular component: extracellular region. Gene Ontology annotation, molecular function: hormone activity; parathyroid hormone receptor binding.